Molecule: messenger RNA, 1730 nt
Organism: Plutella xylostella (diamondback moth)
Lineage: Eukaryota; Metazoa; Arthropoda; Insecta; Lepidoptera; Plutellidae
Gene: Pus1
Product: Pseudouridine synthase 1
Biological process (GO): tRNA pseudouridine synthesis; mRNA pseudouridine synthesis
Cellular component (GO): nucleus
Molecular function (GO): RNA binding; pseudouridine synthase activity
Source: RefSeq, a predicted model, not a curated record
CACAAAAUAAAUAUGGCUGCCGGACCGGAUUCAUUUCUUUUGUGAUUUAUAGUAGUUCAUUGCAUAUUCUUGUGUAUUUUUUGCCGUUUGUGUAUUGUGAAUUUGUAUAUUGCUCUAUAGGUAUGUCUGUUGGAUUAUUUAAGAUAUUUUCUAAUAUUCUGAAACAGAAUUUACCGCGGCUUCACCUAAAGACAGGUCCAGUGCGAGGCCUGGCAGCUGCAAUGGACGUGGCGGUGACUGAAGACAAUGAAGUGGUCUCUAACAAGAAGUUCACCCGGUUCAGGAAACGGCAGUGGGAAAAUUAUUCAAAGAAAGAAAACGAUGAAAGUGAGAACAAGAGGACUUGUGAUGGCGAUAAGCCGUUCGAGAGGAUUAAGAAGAAGAAAAUGGCCAUGCUACUUGGCUACUGUGGGGUAGACUACUAUGGGAUGCAAAGAAACCCAGGUGUGCCAACGAUAGAAGAGGAGUUAUUGAAGGCAUUGCUUGAAGCCAAGUACAUAUCAGAUGAAGACUUUAAGAACCAGCAGAAUGCACAGUUUCAGAGAAGCUCGAGGACUGACAAGGGUGUCUCAGCCGCCAGACAAGUGGUUUCACUUAAAAUGCCAUUAGAAGUUCACAAAGAAGAGAUUAACAGCAGACUACCAGAGUGUAUAAGAGUUUUUGGCAUAAAACGGGUCACAAAUAAAUUUAAUUCCAAAGGAAAAUGUAAUGCUCGCACAUACAGUUACACACUACCUACAUAUGUUUUUGAAUCAAGUUUAAUCACCGUUGAAGAUAGAAAAAAAUAUAGAAUAACUCCUGAAAAACUAGAGGAAGUCAACAAAGUUUUAGGAGUCUAUAAAGGCACUAAAAGUUACCACAAUUUUACAGAAAAGAAACACCACACGGAUCCUUCAGCAUCCAGGUUCAUGAUGAGUUUUGGUGUUGAAAAAGUAUUUGUUGACUCUGAAAUGGAGUUUGCUGUUUUACUCGUCAAGGGCCAGAGUUUUAUGCUGCAUCAGAUCAGGAAAAUGGUUGGUUUGACCAUAGCGGUAGUGCGAGGGCAUACAGACAUGGCCACUCUGGAGAAAUCAUUCGGCAAAGAAAAAGUUAUGAUUCCUACUGCCCCCGGAUUGGGAUUGGUUUUAGAUAUGGUGCACUAUGACCGGUACGACGCGCGGUACAAGACCAGCCACGACAGUCUCACCUGGCAAGAUGAGGAGGAAGCCGUGCAGAAGUUCAAACACGACCACAUCUACCCAGUCAUUGUUAGAGGGGAACUCGAAGGCAAUGCGAUUGGCGAAUGGAUCGAUACGAAAUUGAUUCAACACUCGUACGAACCGAGUGAUGACGUCCCUCUAGAAAAAGGUGAAGAGAACGAGAUCGAAAUGGGCGGUGAUGAUGAUGAUGAGGACGACACUGCACCAGAGAGAGAGACGACUACAGAAGACAGUAAAAAAGAUCAUGAUAAAUCUAGUAAAGAUAGUGUGGUGGAUGCAAAAACUUGUGAAAAAGAAAACCCCAAUGAGGGAAGUGAACAGAGUGAUAAAAUUGAAGUGAGUGAGUUUUCAGUGAAGGAAAUAUCGUAAUAUACGUUAGCUAGGUUAGGCAUUGUCAGAUUACUGCAGAAUUACACUGUAUGAAUAUUUGGUUAUAUGUAGUAGCAUGACUAUAAAAUAUGUGGUCUAUAAAAUAUGUAAUAUAAUUAUUACUAUGUAUAAAAUAGUAACAAAAAUAAAUGUUAUGUUAUA